AUGCUUCAGGCAUGCUCAGUCCAGCACCUACCUGUACCAUAUGCAGCAUUUCCACCCCUUAUUUCUAGUGACCCAUUUCUUUUGCAUCCUCCUCAUAUCUCUCCACACCACCCUCCUCACUUGCCUCCUCCAGGACAGUUCGUUCCCUUCCAAGCACAGCCAUCACGGUCGCCACUUCAAAGGAUAGAAAAUGAAGUAGAACUGCUUGGAGAACAUCUUCCUAUAGGAGGUUUUACAUACCCUCCCUCAGCCCAUCCACCAACGUUGCCUCCCUCAGCUCCUCUCCAGUUCUUAACCCAUGAUCCUUUACACCAGGAAGUGUCAUUUGGUGUACCUUACUCACCUUUUGUGCCUCGAAGACUCACAGGGCGCGGGAGAUACCAAUCACAGCAGCCAAUACCACCACACCCUUACCAUCCCAGCCUAUUACCUUAUGUGCUAUCAAUGCUCCCAGUGCCACCUGCAGUUGGACCAGCUUUCAGCUUUGAGUUGGAUGUGGAAGAUGGAGAGGUAGAAAACUAUGAGGCACUCCUGAAUUUGGCAGAACGUCUGGGAGAAGCGAAACCACGAGGGCUGACAAAGGCAGACAUAGAACAGCUUCCAUCCUACAGGUUCAAUCCAAGCAAUCACCAGUCAGAGCAGACACUGUGUGUGGUGUGCAUGUGUGAUUUUGAGUCAAGGCAGCUACUUAGAGUCUUACCCUGUAACCACGAGUUCCAUGCCAAGUGUGUCGAUAAAUGGCUGAAGGCAAACCGUACGUGCCCGAUUUGCAGAGCUGACGCCUCGGAAGUGCAUCGUGACUCAGAGUGACCCCCCAAGAGCACAAAUCCAGUUUAGGUGUUCCCGGUCACGCGUGUGUACGGACUGUCUGUUGAACUUACCCACGCGGCUCCCGGCCUGCCCUUCACACAGAAGGGUCAAUGGGACUUACUUUGCACUGUGUGACUUAAUCCAUUAUAAAGCUUAUAACUAGUCUUCACAGUUACAGGAUUGUUAUACUAACAGUGUGAUUGGAACUCCAAAGACUGGGGUUUUUUAGGUUAAUUUUGUGUGUGCACUAACAUUCCCUGGUUUUCGUGUGAUCGUUCCGAGUGUUGCUGUGAGAUUACUGUGGUGAUCUUUUAGCAUGUGCUUUUAAAUGAAAAGGAAAAAAAAAAAAACAAAAACAAAGUGGUAGCUCCAAACAGUAUAGCAAUCUACCUUAUA
Molecule: messenger RNA, 1206 nt
Organism: Merops nubicus (carmine bee-eater)
Lineage: Eukaryota; Metazoa; Chordata; Aves; Coraciiformes; Meropidae
Gene: RNF38
Product: ring finger protein 38
Exons: 7
Source: RefSeq, a predicted model, not a curated record